AGCAGAGUGGAGCAGUAAACGACUCUCGUGUCCUCCCUAUUCUUCUACUCUAAACACUCAAUGGCUCAGCCUCACAAGAGGUUUGGAAUCAGAGACUGGAGCGCCUAGAGACGUAUCCAUCACAACUGGAUGCUCUACUAACCUCCUAUCCUCUUACUCUCUUGUCUGUGGAUGCUGUGGGAUUUUGGAUAUUGAAUACGUCUUUCUUUGCAUCUCUCCUGCUAGGCUCGGCUGCUGCUGCUGCUGCUACUUUUAGAGGUUUGUGACACUGUUUUGGUUGGAAUGUGUUUCUGGCUGCUGGCGACAGUUUUUGUCCGUGAAAUCUCUCUCUAUACUGCUUGUAUUUUCACAGAGGAGUUAUAGAUAUAGACUUUUUGAUGGCCUCCGGGACUCCUUGAACUCCACCUGCUGGUAUUGUACAGGGCAUGCACAGAAGUUGCCGUUCAGAGAUUGUGUUUGUGUGCAAGCUCAGCUUUUCUCACCUCUGCAGCUUAUUGGUAAGGAGAGAAGAAUAGAGGUGGAACCGACACAAGUAGUGAGACAGACUCUACUGCAGCCCCUGUGUACUGUACACACCAGAGCCUGCAUGUGCUAGGUUAGCCCACCAGAAGGCUGGCCAGUACCAACACAAGACUCAAGCACGUACACACACACAUACACAGAGACACACACUCAUAAACAGCAACAUCCUCUGCUGUAAGAGGAUGACGUUUGCUGUAAUACUGCAUUGCACUCUGGGGCCAGAAAAGUGAAAGAAGAGACGACUAGAAGAGGAUCAGAAGAGAAGAGGAGGGGAAGAAAACUACAAUCUGGUAGCAGCUCACCUCCAUGGGGAAACGGAAGUAGAAGAGCACAGAUUGAUGAACUGACCGAAAGAGAUAACGACCAAUGUGAUAGAGCACAGCUAAACUGACAGUCUGUAUAAAGAGAGAUAACUGACGGACUGUUUAAAGAGAGAGAUAUAAAGACCGUAGUGAGAUGAGAGCAGAACUGAACAUGAACUCUUCCUCGUCCGAUGUGAACCAAAGCAGCUCUCCUUUCUGCCUGCUGGGCCUGGGCUACUCCCAUACCCUCAACACUUGCGUGCUGGAGGCGGCCGUCAUUCUCUUCCUCACUAUCCUCAUCAUCAGCGGCAACCUGAUGGUGAUCUUCGUGUUCCACUGUGCUCCGCUGCUCCACCACCACACCACCAGCCACUUCAUCCAGACCAUGGCCUAUGCAGACCUCCUGGUGGGGGUGAGCUGCCUGGUGCCCUCCCUGUCCCUGCUCCACUACCUCAAGGGGUUGGACGAGGAGCUCACCUGUCAGGUGUUCGGCUACCUGGUGUCUGUGCUGAAGAGCGUGUCCAUGGUGUCUCUUGCUUGUAUUAGUAUUGACCGCUACAUCGCCGUCACACAGCCGUUCUCCUACGCCACACUCGUCACCCCAUGCCGCCUGCGUGUCUGCAUUUGCCUCAUCUGGCUCUACUCCACCCUCAUUUUCCUGCCCUCCUUCUUUGGCUGGGGAAAGCCCGGCUACCAUGGGGACAUAUUUCGCUGGUGUGCGACCUCGUGGCAGACCGAUCCGGGCUUUAGCUCGUUCAUCGUGGCUGUGCUGUAUGCGCCGGCCGCCCUCACUGUGUGUUUCACCUAUGGGAGUAUCUUCCGUAUCUGCCGUCAGCACACCAGGGAGAUCACCCAGCGCCACGCACGCUUCGGCCCCCAGGGGAACGAGAGGGGCGUGCGUGGGGAAGGGUGCCCGGAUAAACGCUAUGCCAUGGUGCUGUUCCGAAUCACCAGUGUGUUCUACGUGCUCUGGAUGCCCUACAUCCUUUACUUCCUGCUGGAGAGCGCCGGACUCUACCGCCACCUGGUGGCCUCAUUCCUCACCACAUGGCUAGCCAUCAGCAACAGCUUCUGCAACUGCCUCAUCUAUAGUCUCUCCAACAGCGUGUUCCGGAAGGGCCUGGGCCGCCUGUUCAGGCAACUCUGCUCCCCCUGUCAGGGACUGGGAUGCUGCAUGGAGGGGAAGAAGGGUCCCGCUCUACCCAGGCCACGCCCAGCCCCAGCCUGCCAUGUGUAACAAUCUCCUACAGACACUGUCUAGUUGGUUAGCUACCCACUGGGCACAGAUGUCAGUUCAACAUCUAUUCCAUAUUGGUUCAAAGUAAUUUCAUUUAAAUGACGUGGAAACAAUGUUGAUUCAACCUGUUGUGCCAGUGGGUACAGUAAGCUUUGGCCUUGGCUUCAGCCCCUGGUGAGUGCAGUGUAUUACUACUACAGUGUAUGUGACAGGUUGUAUUUCUACAGUAGUAGUACAUAGAGCUCCCUAUGGCCAGGUCAGAGGGGUGGUUUGCAGGCAGGAGCUGGAGGGGUCUUCUUCUGGAGUGUUCUCCCAAGCGGGGCUGCCGAUUUCUGGCUGGGUGGAUCACCACCACGUGUGGAGGAGAAGGUUUGUGGUUGUAUAUAUGGAUAUCAGAAUGGAGCUGAGGAGAAAAAAAAGGCACACAGUUCUCUGUGGGUUUUGAAGAGGAUCAACUCCAAUCUUACAGCUUUGGUGCCGAGUUUAGGUGUGCCUGUGAACCUAAUAUCUUCCCAAUGCAAAAAAAGGACAAUAUCAGCACAACACGACUUGUACUGCGUAAACCACUGUAGUGCAAAAAGUUAUUUCAACAUUGAUUCAAGACUGUUUAGUCAUCUUUGUUCUUUCAGGAUAGACAUUAGUGAUGCAAAAAAAGUAUUUUAGAAACAUAAAAGCACUUGAAAUAUACUGUUUUUCUUCUCUUAUGUUGUGACAAAUAGUUUACAUUUUGUAGCAGUCAGAUAAUGUGAUGAUGAUAUUGUGCGCUACAGUAGGCUGUAGCAUACAGAGAGGACGAGUGGUGUGAAAAGGACUGGGAACAGUUGGUUUCCUCGAAAAAAAUACUUGAGGUUUAUUCCGUAACUUAUUUGUAUUUUAUGCAAGGGAUUCUUCUCUUUUGAAGUUGGGUGUUAGAAGUGAGAGCCAAGAAUGUUUAUGAAGUGUUGAGUUUCAUACAGGAAUGUUGAUGUAUGCAUUAGCCGAUUUUUGCAAGAUGGCAUUCUGGUUUAUCAUGGACCACCAAUUCAUUCUGAAUUCUCAGCAAGGAGACAAGUUGAUUUAUUUGAGUAUUUUAUUCUCUGUCCAUGUUUCCUGAGGUCGAACAUCAGUUGUUAGUUUACCCUCAAUGGCUGAUGCAUUUAGACUGGUCUUGAGGCUACAAAUGCACAAUUUACUCAUCAUAAUCUGACAGCAAUAACAUAAGUCAGAUUUUCUUAUAGAUUGGAAUUGCAGCAUGUUAAGCAUAUUACCGAACAAGAUGCACAACACAAAGAGAGACACAAUCAUUACUGUUGAGCUGUUCUCUCACUCUGUGCCCUUUGGCUCCUGUUAGCUGUACAGAUGAGCUGAGUGGCAGAGCAGCACAUGUACAGUUGGCUACCAGAGAGCCAGAUUGUCUUUCUAGAAGUCAGAGGGGUCAUUAAGACAAUAUGUUUCUAAGGGUUUUAUACAAAGUAGGUUUAUAUGGAUCUACCGUGGGUCUCGAAAGCUUUUAUGGAAAUAUACUUGUGAAUUGCUAAUAGGUUUUUAUGUGAACUAGGUUUAUGUGCAAAUAUAUGCAAAUAUAUGUAGGAUAGGAGACAAAGACCUUGGACAGUGUACACUUCACUGAAACAUCAAUACAAUAAAAGUUUCAGAGGUGAUUGUGCUGUAUGUACAGGAGUCUUCUUAUAUGACAAGCCUAAACGUACACAGUCACAGACAAUCAGUCCCUCACACACUCAGUAGUGCAAGUAAGGAGAAUAUGAGAUGGGUCUGCACUGCAGCACUCUGCAUUCUUAUUCCCAAGGACAGCAUGACGGCAUCUUUGUACUAUAGUGUGUACACAGGUCUUGUAUACAACAUUUGUAUGUUUUUUUGUUGUUUGAAAGAUCUGUUCAAGAAUAUUGGUUAACUGUGGUGACUGUUGAUAUCCCAGGAUAAUAUAGAUAUUUUAUUUUUUAAAUUUUCUUUACAAUAUUCUUUUUCAGAAAUUGUCUAUGCAUGAUGGUAUUUCAGCCAGUGAGACAUGGGUGAGAUGAUCAAUACUCAUUUUUAGGAGGAUGCCACUGAAAGCAGUUCUUUUUUCAGCUAUAGCCUACACAAUUUCCUUAACAUUAUAACCAUUGAUGAUGGUGUGUAAAUAGCAUAUUAUAUAUCCUUUAGGUCAUAUUCUAGUUUUCAGAAAUUCCACCUUUCUGGGAAAGACCUUAGUAGUUCAAGAGAACAGAUAUAUUUUUGUAUGGGUCUCUAUGUCAGAAACUUUUUAAAGAGUGUGAAUUUAUUCAGAUGUAGGAAUAUUUUGAGAGGUUUUUCAUCCCACUGUUUUUCCUCCGAGGGGCUGCUUGUACAGGGCUUGUUUCCCUCACCAGUCUCCACAUGCUGCUGUCUGUCUGUGCAAUAGACGUUUCUGUCCCCUCCCAACUCUUCUCAAGACAAUGAAAACAUACCAGCAGUGCUAUUACAAAAGGGCUUUCGUCGUUAUCUGACACAAGCCCGUUGGUCAACUGAAUUAUGUACAUGUGGUAUUUGAUAUCUAUCGGUAUCUGAUUGAAGAGUAGUUGUCCUUUAUUUGGCCCGCAUGACUGUUCUAGAAUGUGAGAGGGAAGUGUGUGUUCUGUUAAGCUCACAUGACUAUAAACGAGAGUCUUGGUUUUAUCUGGAGAUAACAUGAAAGCCCUUCAAUGGGAGAGUGCAGUACUCAAUGUACUUUAUCUUUGAUGUAGACAGUUUGAUGUAGCACGGGGGGGGGGUCUGGUCACAGUGUAAUCUGCCAUGAGAGAAGUAUCAUGUUUGCAAGUCUCUUUCAAUUGCUGAAGAUACUGUAUGUAUGAAAUCGCAAUGGUUAAUGUUGAGGAUGACCUUGUAUAUUGAUUGAUAUUGAAAUGACUCCUCCUAAAUUGUGCAUUAUGGUAUGCUAUAUGUCCUCCUCUCAGAUUGUGUUGAGCACAUUCCUUAAUGCACCACAAUCAGCACAUGAUAUAGUUCAAGAUCCCACUCACGUGGGCUCCUUUAGGCUUUGAUGUUGUAAAACAAAACAUGUUGUGUCAAAGAGCAUGUUUUUUCCUGUGGGAAAAUGGUUGCUGUUGUCAGAAUCGGACCAGAAUCAAAAGCUACAGCAGUGAUCUCAGGGGACGUGGUGUUUCACAGAGACCAGACCCGCAGUGCCAAAUCUGGACCAGUAU
Messenger RNA from Oncorhynchus tshawytscha (Chinook salmon), 5222 nucleotides. RefSeq names its product probable G-protein coupled receptor 21. The transcript has a single exon. The record is from RefSeq and is a predicted model, not a curated record. The coding region runs from base 979 to 2061 and encodes 360 amino acids. NCBI's taxonomy places the organism in Eukaryota, Metazoa, Chordata, Actinopteri, Salmoniformes, Salmonidae. Gene Ontology annotation, cellular component: membrane. Gene Ontology annotation, biological process: G protein-coupled receptor signaling pathway. Gene Ontology annotation, molecular function: G protein-coupled receptor activity.